ACCCCGGACAAAAGCCGGGGCUGGGGCGGCAGCUGAAGGCACAAGGUCCUAGGGGCGAGCAGGCGGACUAGUGGUUGCAACUAGGCCUUCGGAGGGACUAAUACCGACAGGCGGCCGCAGAGAGGCAGUGUCUGUCCCUCUUACAGCCAUGUCAGCCAAGGCAAUAUCGGAACAGACGGGGAAAGAGCUUCUCUACAAGUACAUCUGUACCACAUCAGCGAUCCAGAACCGAUUCAAGUAUGCUCGGGUCACCCCUGACACCGACUGGUGCCACCUGCUGCAGGACCACCCCUGGCUCAUUAGCCAGCAAUUGGUGGUCAAGCCAGAUCAGCUGAUCAAGCGUCGAGGGAAGCUAGGCCUGGUUGGAGUCAACCUCAACUUAGAUGGUGUCAAGUCCUGGCUGAAGACCAGGCUUGGAAAAGAGAUCACGAUUGGCAAGGCCAAGGGCAUCCUUAAGAAUUUCCUCAUCGAACCCUUUGUCCCUCACACUCAGGCCGAAGAGUUCUACGUCUGCAUCUAUGCCACUCGAGAAGGGGACUAUGUCCUGUUCCAUCAUGAGGGUGGGAUGGACGUUGGGGAUGUUGACACCAGUGCCCAGAAGCUGCUGGUUGGAGUAAAUGAGAAACUGCACCCUACUGACAUCAAGCAACAUCUGCUGACUCAUGUCCCUGAGAGCAAGAAAGAGAUCUUGGCCAGCUUUAUUUCAGGACUCUUCAACCUCUAUGAAGACCUCUACUUCACCUACCUUGAGAUCAACCCCCUUGUUGUGACAAAGGAUGGCGUCUAUAUCCUGGACUUAGCUGCCAAGAUUGAUGCCACAGCUGACUACAUCUGCAAAGUGAAAUGGGGAGACCUGGAAUUUCCUCCCCCCUUUGGGCGGGAAGCUUAUCCAGAGGAAGCCUACAUUGCUGACUUAGAUGCCAAAAGUGGGGCGAGCUUGAAGCUGACCUUGCUUAACCCCAAGGGAAGGAUUUGGACGAUGGUGGCUGGAGGUGGUGCCUCUGUUGUAUACAGUGACACAAUCUGUGACUUGGGGGGUGUAGAGGAACUGGCUAAUUAUGGGGAGUACUCAGGAGCCCCCAGUGAGCAGCAAACCUAUGACUAUGCCAAGACCAUCCUCUCCCUCAUGACCCGGGAGAAGCACCCACAAGGCAAAAUACUCAUCAUUGGAGGCAGCAUUGCAAACUUCACUAAUGUUGCGGCCACCUUUAAGGGCAUCGUGCGGGCAAUUCGAGAUUACCAAGGUCCCCUGAAGGAGCAUGAGGUCACCAUCUUUGUUCGAAGGGGUGGUCCUAACUACCAGGAAGGCUUACGGGUGAUGGGAGAAGUUGGGAAAACCACUGGGAUCCCCAUCCAUGUCUUUGGCACCGAGACUCACAUGACUGCCAUUGUGGGCAUGGCCCUAGGAUACCGGCCCAUUCCAAACCAGCCUCCCACUGCUGCCCACACGGCCAACUUCCUCCUCAAUGCCAGUGGCAGCUCUUCGACGCCAGCCCCCAGCAGGACGGCAUCUUUUUCUGAAUCCAAGGCUGAUGAUGUGGCACCUGCAAAGAAGGCCAAACCAGCUGCAACCCAAGAUUCAGUCCCAAGUCCAAGAUCCCCGAAAGGAAAGGCCACAACCCUUUUCAGCCGACACACUAAGGCGAUCGUUUGGGGCAUGCAGACACGCGCUGUGCAGGGCAUGCUCGACUUCGACUACAUCUGUUCCCGUGAUGAGCCCUCAGUGGCUGCCAUGGUCUAUCCUUUCACUGGGGACCACAAGCAGAAAUUCUACUGGGGCCACAAGGAGAUUCUGAUCCCUGUUUUCAAGAAUAUGGCAGAUGCCAUGAAGAAGCACCCUGAGGUCGACGUGCUCAUCAACUUUGCUUCCCUCCGCUCUGCCUAUGACAGCACCAUUGAGACCAUGAAUUAUGCCCAGAUUCGUACAAUUGCCAUCAUUGCUGAAGGGAUCCCUGAAGCUCUCACCAGAAAACUGAUUAAAAAGGCAGAUCAGAAGGGAGUGACCAUCAUAGGACCUGCUACUGUUGGCGGGAUUAAACCUGGGUGCUUUAAAAUUGGAAACACUGGUGGAAUGCUGGACAACAUUUUGGCGUCUAAACUGUACCGGCCUGGCAGUGUGGCCUAUGUUUCCCGCUCUGGGGGCAUGUCCAAUGAGCUGAACAAUAUCAUCUCCAGGACCACAGAUGGUGUCUAUGAGGGUGUGGCCAUUGGGGGGGACAGAUACCCAGGCUCAACAUUCAUGGACCAUGUUUUGCGUUAUCAAGACACUCCAGGAGUGAAGAUGAUUGUGGUGCUUGGGGAGAUAGGGGGCACUGAGGAGUAUAAGAUCUGUCAGAGUGUCAAAGAAGGCCGGAUCACAAAGCCUGUUGUCUGCUGGUGUAUUGGUACCUGUGCCACCAUGUUUUCUUCUGAGGUGCAAUUUGGCCACGCCGGUGCUUGUGCCAACCAGACCUCAGAAACAGCCGUGGCAAAGAACCAGGCCUUGAAGGAGGCAGGAGUCUUUGUGCCCUGGAGCUUUGAUGAGCUCGGAGAAAUCAUUCAGAAUGUGUAUGAAGAUCUUGUUGCCAAAGGAGUCAUUGUACCUGCUCAGGAAGUCCCUCCCCCCACUGUGCCAAUGGAUUAUUCCUGGGCCCGGGAGCUAGGCUUAAUCCGUAAACCAGCUUCCUUCAUGACCAGCAUCUGUGAUGAACGAGGGCAGGAGCUCAUCUACGCAGGCAUGCCUAUCACCGAGGUCUUCAAAGAGGAGAUGGGCAUUGGAGGAGUCCUGGGACUGUUGUGGUUUCAGAGGAGGUUGCCUAAAUAUUCUUGCCAGUUCAUUGAGAUGUGCCUGAUGGUGACGGCUGAUCAUGGUCCUGCUGUCUCAGGGGCCCACAAUACCAUUAUCUGUGCCCGAGCUGGGAAAGACCUAGUCUCUAGCCUUACGUCAGGGCUACUCACAAUUGGAGACCGCUUUGGGGGUGCUUUAGAUGCAGCAGCCAAGAUGUUCAGCAAAGCCUUUGACAGCGGCAUCAUCCCCAUGGAGUUUGUGAACAAGAUGAAGAAGGAAGGAAGACUUAUCAUGGGGAUUGGUCACAGAGUCAAGUCAAUAAACAACCCAGACAUGAGGGUUCAGAUCCUUAAAGAUUACGUCAAACAACACUUCCCCGCCACCCCCCUUCUGGAUUAUGCGCUCGAGGUGGAGAAGAUCACCACUUCCAAGAAGCCAAAUCUUAUCCUGAAUGUCGAUGGUUUUAUUGGAGCUGCAUUUGUGGAUAUGCUUAGGAACUGUGGCUCUUUUACCAGGGAGGAAGCUGAUGAAUAUAUUGAUAUCGGAGCCCUCAACGGUAUUUUUGUCCUAGGAAGAAGUAUGGGUUUCAUUGGGCAUUAUCUAGAUCAGAAGAGGCUGAAACAGGGUUUGUACCGGCAUCCUUGGGAUGAUAUUUCAUAUGUUCUCCCGGAACACAUGACCAUGUAACAGGACAAGGAGCCUCAUUCCAAGAGGGGGAAAGAGAAAACCUCUCCCUAAGAUACAGUGCACACGCUUAGCACUGGAGACUGCUACCAGAUGGACUGGAGCUUCAAGGAGCCAUUGGUGUACAGAAAUUAGAGACCAACAUGUAUCUAUCUCUAUAAGCUAACCCAGUUAAACUCACACAGAGAAGCUUAAUAUUUUUUUUAUAAGCAUAGAAGUGGAAGCAAAUAAAGCCAAUACUUGUGAUGUUUCAUAUGCUACCUGCUGUAUUUAUUACAUGGAAGCAACUGAGCACUGUCUGUAUGCAUUUUAUUUCCUCAUUGUAGAGUGUGUGUUUUUGUGUGAUUAUGUUGGCUUAUUUUUAUUUUCUUUUCCAUUAAAAAAAAUAACUUGGCUUUAUCCUUUCCUUGGAGGAGAGGAAGGAAUUCUGCUUAAAAACUGGACAGCUAGAUUAACAUGAAAAGAACUUAGAGUAUCCUAUUUCUCCACAUAUGCCUUGUCCUCCUCCUCCUAGAACAUGAAGAGCAUUGUUUGUGUUCAUCUCUGAUUUGGGGGACCUUUUGUUAUUAUUAUUAUUAUUGUCAUUGUUUCUGAUAUGCUGUAUGUAAAAGGUUUAUUGAUAUGUCCUCUCUGUGUGUUCAGUACUGCAUUUCCAAGUCUGCUCGUGUGUGUUGCAGGGACAGGGGACCGUGGCCACCUCAGCCAGUGUCAUGCCAAAACAUGUGAUGUGGUAGUUUAAAGUGUAAAGUUGUAACAUACAAAAACUGUGAAAAGACCAGUAUCUUACAUACUUUGUAUUUAUGCAGCGAUGGCUGAAUUAUUGUUCCAUGGAUCAUUAGCUCUUGUGGCUGCACAAUCUGUGUAUGUAAAAUGCAAAAGAUUCUGGAUAGCUGAAUAUCCUUUUGGUCCCUUCUCUGUAUUAUCAUAGUCUGAUUUAAAUAAACAGUACAGUAACAACAAAA
This is a messenger RNA of Vombatus ursinus (common wombat), 4413 nucleotides long. It is a transcript of the gene ACLY, whose product is annotated as ATP citrate lyase. The transcript is spliced from 29 exons. Gene Ontology annotation, molecular function: ATP citrate synthase activity. The coding region runs from base 149 to 3454 and encodes 1101 amino acids. Gene Ontology annotation, biological process: citrate metabolic process; fatty acid biosynthetic process; acetyl-CoA biosynthetic process. NCBI's taxonomy places the organism in Eukaryota, Metazoa, Chordata, Mammalia, Diprotodontia, Vombatidae. Gene Ontology annotation, cellular component: cytosol. The record is from RefSeq and is a predicted model, not a curated record.